Sipha flava (yellow sugarcane aphid) is the source of this 3402-nucleotide messenger RNA. Its product is annotated as nose resistant to fluoxetine protein 6-like. The coding region runs from base 415 to 2613 and encodes 732 amino acids. The record is from RefSeq and is a predicted model, not a curated record. Gene Ontology annotation, molecular function: acyltransferase activity, transferring groups other than amino-acyl groups. Lineage: Eukaryota; Metazoa; Arthropoda; Insecta; Hemiptera; Aphididae. The transcript has 15 exons.
CUACUAUAGGAUUAGCCACGGAAUCUUGAUAUUGUACGAACACUAUUCGCACAGUUCAUGUUUUUCUUUUUUUUAACUUCCGCCGUUAUUAAAUGGAUUUUAUUUUUGUAUGCAUGCGAAUUAAAUAUUUAAACAACAAAUAAUUGUAACUUUUAUUUAUGUAUACAGUUCAUAUUAUAUUAGUGUAACUGCAUUAUCAUUAUAGUGAAUAAACAUAGAUAUUGGAAGAAUCAUUAACAAUUAAUAUUUUGAAAAUUCAAAUAUAUCGAAAAACAAAUUUAUAUAUUAUUGUGAAGAAUCAUUUAGUAAUCAAAAUGAGAAGAUCUAUAAAGGGAGGGAAACAGGACCGGAUUUAGACUUUCAGAUGCCCUGGAUAAAUCGAUUUUUCGAGACCCUAACAGUAUACGCAGGACAAUGUGGUCAGAAUAUUUUUGGAUCACUACAGUAAUAGUGAUAUUAUUUUUCGUUGGCUCUUCUCAUGCUCAAUUUUCAAAAAACAAUAAUGAACCCAAUGCAGGUAAGAAAACAAAUGAUACUCAAAACAUGGAAAACAAUUUACAAUUGAAAAACGAUAACAUCACAAUGUAUUCCCAUCGAAUGUUGUUUGGAAAUAUUAUGGCAAAUAGUAUGAACGACUUUGUACCUUUUUCGAAUGUCAACAAAAAUUGUACUAGAGACGGACUACAAUUCAUGAGAAGCUUAAAUAACCAAACUCAAUGGGCUAUAAAAAUGUACGACUCCUCCUCCAAAUACCCAGGAGGCGCGCCGACAGCAUCUGAGUUAAUUGAGCUGGGCCACUUCGACCGGUGUAUGAGCGUGUCGUCCGAACGGUUCGGGAUCCGUGGCGCUUACGCAGUGGCGGUCAUGCGCUUUCGGUUUACCGACGAAGACGACGUGGGACGGCGGCCAACAGGCCCGCCGGAGGUGGAAACAAAACCGCAAACAUCGAACGAUUCGCCGUCUCCUCGGUCCACCGGGCCGGAAUCCCUGUCGUGGGCGCUAUGCGUCCCGGACUCGUGUACGAGCGAAGACAUCAAGUAUUCCGUGGACCGAGUGCUGGUGCCCGCUUUCCGGGCUUUCAACGUGGUCAUCGACGUGGCCAUACCCUCGACCAUGUACACGUCAAAAGACUUGGAGCUGCCGAACACCGAGGGAAGCCUGUGGAUCUGCGGCAUACUUAUCACGGGAUUCGUAUUGAUGGUUAUCGGCACACUAUAUGAUGUAUGCUCAUACCGUUCAAAAGCCAAAAACCCGACUUUUUGGAGUGAAUGUCUCUACUCGUAUUCGAUGGUGUCGAACACAAAGAAUUUAAUGGGUGACAUAAAAAAUCGUGAGUUCGCUGUCACCAACGGUCUCAAAACGCUUGGAAUAAUAUCCGUAAUCGUGGGACACAGGGUAGCUCUGGACCUGGGAUUGCCGACACAUAGCACGGAGUACUCGGAACACAUUUUAACUGACUUUUGGCUGUCGAUCCUCAAGUCUCCGGUCACUGUUGAGAUAUUCUUUAUCGUAAGUGGAUUUUUCACGUUCAUCAUUAUCAAUGAUCGACUGAACAGUGGAAAAUCGUUAAACUUCGUGUACCUAUUGACUUUCCGAUUGAUCAGGAUUCUUCCGACGUACACGACAAUCAUUUUAAUAUUUGCAUUUAUUUUGCCAUAUACGGGUGAUGGUCCAUUAUGGAAACUCAUUAUUUAUCCUGAAGCUGAGUUCUGUCGAAAAAACUGGUGGACCAACCUAUUGUUUUUAAACAAUUACGUGAAUUCACAGGAAAUGUGUAUGCUUCACUCAUGGUACUUAGCAUGUGAUAUGCAUUUUUUCAUAAUUGGAACAUUCUUGACUUACAUACUUUGGAGAUGGAGGAAAGCUGGUUUUGGAAUUUUCGGUGUUAUGUUUGCUGUAUCUGUUUACAUACCAGCAAAAUAUAUUUAUGACAAUCAACAAUGGGGUGUCAUGCCAUAUUUCCAUAGUCACAUAAAAAAUCUCAGGACAACAGAACAUUUCCAAAGAGUUUACAUAAAAAGUCACCACCGGAUUACAACGUAUCUUAUUGGCAUCGCAUCCGCGUACGUUUACAUGCAAGUGAAAAAAUCGAAAUUAAAAUUCUCAGCGAAAAGUAGGACGAUUGGUUUAAUAUUGUGCAUUUUACUACAUAUCUCAUGCUAUUUCGUGACCGGCUACUUAUACCUUCCGAGAUUGAAAUACAACCCUUGGAAUCACUUACUAUACUUUACGUUCCAGAGAAUCGUUUACGCAUUGACCGUGUCGUACGUGUUGGUUGUCGGCUCACUAUCCAACUUUGGUUAUUUUAGCAGUUUUAUGGAAUGCAAAAUAUUCAUUGUCAUAGCAAGAAUAUCAUAUGUUCUGUACCUGUCACAUUUUAUUGUUCAAUUGCAAAGCAUUGGUCAAAUUCGUCAACCCCAAUAUGAAAACUUUUUUAAAUUAUAUUGGAAAAUCAAUGCCGAUAUUCUAACAGCCUUUUCUUACGCAUUGGUUAUUAAUCUUAUUAUUGAAGAACCAAUCAGAAAAAUGAUCAAAAAAUUAAUGAGAAUGUUUCUAGCAGCUGAACAAGAUGAAUUGAAUAUAGACGGAAGAAAUAAUAUCUCAUCUAACUAAUAAGUCAGCGCAUUAAAAUGUAGUUCAAGUAUCAAAAUCACAAAAAAUAUAAAUACUCAUUCAACAUUAUCCUGUACACAUGCAUAAUCUCCAUCGAAACAUUUAACAAAUCAUAAUCAUAAUCACAAAUUAUAAAUCCAUAUAAUAAUGAUAACAAGCACAGUAUACAUCCAAAUCUUGAAAUAUAAAUGCAAAACGAUGUUAAUUAAAUAAAAUAUUAAAUUUAAUUAUUAUUAUCACCAAAAAAAAAACUAAAUUUAGGAUACUGAAUGAGCUUUUAUUUAAUGAAAGUUGUUGAAUUUGUGAAAUCAAUGUUUGUAUAACCAUUUAAAUGAUGAUGUGAUAUAAUAUUAUUAGGUGUAAAAAAACUAUAUAAUAUAUUACUGUUUAAUGUAAUGUAAAAAUACUAUUUACAAAUCGGAAUAAUAUUAUAAUAGUGUGUUGUUUUACUACGUUUUAGGUACUGAUGUAUAUUUUAUAUUAUUUUCGUAAAUAUGACAUUACUCAGUUCAAAAAGUAACUAAUUAGUUACACGUCGUUAUGGAAUCUUGAAUUUCCACACUUCACACAGCAUACCGAUCAAUUGGUAAUAUACAAUGUGUUGGGAUGAUCAGCCAAUAAUAUUAAUAAUUGAAUAACUGAUCGAUUAUGUUUCGUGUGUUUCCUGUCAGUGUUUUAUUAAAAAAAAAGCAUAACCUUAGAAUAUAAGCCUGUGAGAAUACACUACGUGUUAUUCAAAUUUAUCAAUUUAUUGAAGCACUUUAUUAAAACUGAAAUUUAAAUUCUACA